AUUCCUAAUUUUUCUAAUUGUAAUUACCCCGCGACCUUUUCUUGACGUUCAUUAUAAAUUUUUUUUAAUUUACAAGACUUACAAUUAUUUCAAAGCAUUCGCCUUUUUAUCAGUAAAAUUUGUAAAUACAGAUAGUAACUGCAGCCAAUUCUUCAGCAGUCCAAACACAAAAAACAUGUGUGACAAAAGUGCUAGUGCUAGUAAACAGGAAUUAGUGUUGGACACGAAAACAGUGAGAGAAGAAGGGGGAGCAGCAGAGAUGUCACCCCCGGUGUCGCCUUCAAUCAAGCCUUUCAGAGCCAAAAGAAGUCGAACUCUUUCUGAAUCAGAGAGAAUUCUUGCGGGGCCUUCUUUCUACGGAAAAGUUGAUGAUUUCUGUAGACAGAAGGGGCAUGGCUUUAUAAACCCAUGUGAUGGCGGGGACAAAUUAUUCUUCCAUAUAUCUGACAUCGAGGGCGAUGUGGUUCCGGUGCCUGGUGAUGAGGUGACCUACAAACUUUUCCCCAUACCACCGAAAAAUCAAAAGCAUUCAGCCGUGCAUGUCCAGAUAACUCGCCCGAAGCCUGAGAUUGUGCACGAAACUUGGGAUAGCAGAACAAGACCUGAAGAUUUUUGACAUUGUUGCGUUUGCUCAUGAUUGGCUGUUUGUUCGUUUCUUCUUGGUGUUUCUGUUGGUUUUUUUGUGAUUGGCAGGUCAUUUCUUUAUUGUGGUUGGAUAACUGCUUGUUGUUUUUUUUUCAUUACUCUAGUUUUGUUCACACCGUCAAGUUAUUUGGUCUGAAAUCAAGUCUUCACCUAUUGUUACAACCAUUACUAAUGACUUCUUAAUUGUUUGUUUGAAGUUAUUACCUUAGUUAACUCCAUUCUCAUUAUUGUUUUCACCAUAAAGUUAUAUAUUUUUCUGAUUUGUUUGAAAGUUUCACACCAAAUAAAAGCAAAUAAUUAAUUAAUUGAUUCAAAUAUUGUCUUGCGAAAUUGUAUUAAUUAGCAUGGUAUCCGUCACAUAUAUUUUUCUUCAUUCAUUCAUUUAUGCCCGUUGAAGAAAUUUUUUCUUGAAUUUCUGAAACAAUGGCGGUUUUAAAAUUUUGAAGCCAGUUAAUUAAGAAACCUAUGUUAUUGUUUUGUUUGUUAAAUUUUGAAAAGUAUUAUCGCGAAAUUAUGUAUAUAUACACACACAUAUAUAUAUAUAUAUAUAUAUAUAUAAUCUUACAAAAGUUUUUUUUAAACAUAUUUAUAUUUUUGUAUAUUCAAACAUACAAAUUAAUAUAUAUCUUUAUCUUUUAAGAAACUUUCUAUUAAAAUCGCCAUCUUAAUCCUCCAAUAUAUAUAUAUAUAUAUUUGUAUGCAUAUAUAGACCAUACAUACAUUUGUAUAGAUAUUAAUAUUCUUGAUUACUGACCAUUAUUAUGAAGUAAUAUUUUAAUUCACACACAUCCAUCCAUCCAUCCAUGCACUUGAUAGUAUUUCAUUAGCGAUUUUUUUUUUUUAAAGUUAAUACUAACACUAAUGUACGGCUAUGAGACGCUUCAAUACUGCUAUUGCAAAAAGAAUACUACGUACUU
This is a messenger RNA of Helobdella robusta, 1562 nucleotides long. RefSeq lists its product as hypothetical. Bases 176 to 616 code for a protein of 146 amino acids. Gene Ontology annotation, molecular function: mRNA 3'-UTR binding. Gene Ontology annotation, biological process: regulation of mRNA stability. NCBI's taxonomy places the organism in Eukaryota, Metazoa, Annelida, Clitellata, Rhynchobdellida, Glossiphoniidae. The transcript has 4 exons. The record is from RefSeq and is a predicted model, not a curated record. Gene Ontology annotation, cellular component: cytoplasm.